Messenger RNA from Folsomia candida, 582 nucleotides. RefSeq lists its product as uncharacterized. NCBI's taxonomy places the organism in Eukaryota, Metazoa, Arthropoda, Collembola, Entomobryomorpha, Isotomidae. The coding region runs from base 47 to 508 and encodes 153 amino acids. The record is from RefSeq and is a predicted model, not a curated record. The transcript has 2 exons.
GAGAACAUUAGGUUUAUUCUAAAUGUAGAAAGUUGAAAACAUCAUCAUGAUUUUGCUGGUCCUCGUCACCCUUACGUCUGCCGUUAUGGGAGGCCUCCUUCCCGCCGCACCGGUUACCCUUCCACCCAUCUCCAUUCUGGAUCAAUCCAUCGACACCGGUCCCUUCGAUGCCAAGGCCAACAUCACCUACCAAAAUAAUGAACUCGACUACGACGUUGGUGAAUGGGUUAACCUGUCCGAACUUCCCGGCCCGAUUCAUAUCCCUGUAAACCAAUCCAUGCAGGCUCUUGGCGCAUUUGGAGAAAAUUCUUGGGCCGUUAUGAAUGGCUCACUGUCCAUCCCGGGGUGCUAUAACAUGUGGCAAGUUAACGGUGCGCUGGGUCUGAUAGGGUCUAACGUGGGAGGUUCUCUCAUCAAUUGUCUAUACGGAGACCAACUUCUCACCGUUCUGUUGGAUCCGACAUUGCUACCUACGGCGUAUUUCAUACGGGACAUUCCAAAAGCCUAAAUGACAAACCCGCAUUCAAUAUCUGAGAAAAUUAUUGAUUUAUUGGAAAAUAAAAGACAAUUCUUUAAUUUUAA